GGUUUUGAACGUAUCAGAUUAUCAUCUGUCAAAUUGACUUACAAUGCGUAGCAUGUUGGAGGACAUAUACAACUUUUCCAAAGUAUUCUUGUUGAGGUACCUCGAUCGACUCUACCAAUUCGACCCAAUCACUCUCUUGGUAACCACAGGGCUCGUCGUUUGCGCACUUGUUCAGACUGCAUCUUUUGAUAUUAAGUUUCUAUUCUUCACGUUCCUUCGAAAAUGUCCCGGUUUACGGGAAGUUGUUCGCCAAAGAAUAAACAAGGCCAUUGCGGAUGUUCAUGAUUCUGUCCACAAAAAUUCCAGAAUUGAAUACGAAAAAUGUCUGCCACUAGACGGGUUGCCCACAGUUCGCCCCAUUUUAUCUUUUUGUCACCAUCUUAGGACAAAAUUAUGCAAAAAAUACGCAGGUACAAGGCUUGUGAAUACAUCCGAUGGACCGAGGGUUAUGCAUCCGGAAGUGUUUAUCCAAGAAGUACAUCUUUAGAGGAUUUGUCCUCCAGAGUCUUCAAAGAGUUCAUAUGGACAAAUCCUCUCCAUCCGGAUUUGUUUCCAGACAUCCGCCGAAUGGAGUCCGAGGUGGUUCGCAUGUGUCUCGCGAUGUUCCAUGGAAACGAAGAUGCUUGCGGUACAACUUCAUCUGGUGGCACGGAAAGUAUUAUGUUGAGCUGUCUCGCCUAUAGGGAACUGGCGCGCUCUAAAGGUAUACGUCGACCUGUUAUCAUCGCCCCUGCAUCCGUGCACGCAGCGUUUGACAAAGCUGCGCAUUAUUUCUCCAUGGACUUGGUUCGAAUCCCCGUGGUUCCUGGUUCGUUCAAGGCCGAUGUGAAUGCUAUGCGUCGAGCGAUCAACAAAAGUACAUGCAUGCUUGUGGCUUCCGCUCCGGGGUUUCCUCAUGGUAUUAUCGAUCCUGUGGAAGAAAUUGCCGCGCUGGGCGCCGCCCGCGAUAUCCCCGUCCAUGUGGACUGUUGUCUUGGUGGUUUUCUUCUCCCGUUCAUGGAUUUGGCUGGCUACCCAAUCGAACCGUUUGAUUUCCGUCUACCCGGUGUGACAAGCAUAUCGUGUGAUACUCACAAAUAUGGAUUUGCCACCAAAGGUACUUCUGUGAUACUGUAUCGCAACAAGUUCUAUCGGUCCCAUCAAUUCUUUACUCAGCCUGAUUGGUCCGGUGGCGUUUAUGCCUCGCCCACACUUGCAGGAAGCCGGUCUGGAGCUGUUAUCGCCGUGUGUUGGGCGACAAUGAUGCACUUCGGCAUCAGCGGAUACGUGGAAUCUACGAGGAGAAUCGUGAAGACCACCAGGUUUAUCAGUAAACAGUUGCGCAAAAUUCCCGGUCUUGUUGUUUUCGGGAAUCCUCAGGUCUCCGUUGUUGCGUUCGGCUCUGACGUUUUCGACAUUUAUCGUCUUUCACAAAUGCUGUCAGAGCUUCCCAAUGGGCGAGGAUGGAAUUUAAACAACCUUCAGUUCCCAGCAGCCGUUCACCUAUGUGUGACCGAUUUGCACACAGCUGACGGGUGCGCCGAUCGGUUUAUUCAGGACGUUGCCAAUGCUGCUGAGGAGUUGCGUCAGCAGCCUGGUUUGCGGACUCAAGGGACAGCUGUUCUGUAUGGCAUGUGCGCCACUCUGCCAGAUCGCUCAAUUGUCUCCGAAGUUGCCAAAGGAUUUUUGGACGCUUGUUACAGCACUCCUGACGUAGUGGAAUACAGUUAGCCAAAAAUAUUGAUUUCCCCCCGCUACCAUAGUCACUCACAGACCAGUUUGCCUGCUGCUACCUUUAUGCCCUUGUUAUUUCCGUGUUUUCCAUCCUAUCGUCGUUUUAGAUUUGCUCAAUAUUCUUGUCACGUGUAUUGUUGAUCAGCUAACUUUAUAGCGUCUUUCCUAUUAACUUCUUUUUCGUUUUAGUCUACACUGACUUCUGUGCACGUAACAACAUGAAUUCCUGUUAUCUUGAUCUUGUUUGUCGCCUCCUCCGCCAAUCCCCACCUUACCACGAUGGGCAGAAUGCACUUAGACCCCUCCGUGCUUACCCUGGUUUGUCAUUGCACAUCCGAUACUGUACAUAUC
Molecule: messenger RNA, 2064 nt
Organism: Dicrocoelium dendriticum
Lineage: Eukaryota; Metazoa; Platyhelminthes; Trematoda; Plagiorchiida; Dicrocoeliidae
Source: the annotation of a GenBank genome assembly